CCACUUGCAGGCUGUUUUCAUGAAGGACAGCUGUGAGUUAUGAGUGCGGGGUGUCCGGCGCAUCUUCUCAGUGGCCACUGCAGCCCCCGAGCAUCGCUGGCACCGCGCCUGCGCAGUGCAUCCCGGGGCUCGGCGGCGUUCGGUGCUGAAGUGGGGCGGAUGGAAGAAAAACGGCGGCGAUGGACUUUACACCGCUGGAUGCCCAUUCACGAUGUCAUUAAUUAAACACCUGGACAUUGCAUUGUGACGCCCACCACCCCAGGACGCUGACAACCCGACACAAAGGGAUGCUGUACUCUCAAGUCACCCAUUUCUGCUGACAUCCGUGGAAGCCUCGAAGGGACUGAAGAGCAAGAAAAGUAAUCGAUUAAGCCAACUUCGAGGAGGUGGUUACGAUUAUCACUUCAUUUUUUGAGUCCUCAUUCCAUGCCACUGGGUCAGGGAUGGUGAAACCAGCAACUUCUCUUAUCCUUGCUGAAAACAAGCUCCCUGCCUUGCUCCACCUCUCCAGCCAGCCAAACAGCCUGUCUCUCAACCAAACAGACGCUCAGACAGUGGCACCGUUUACCAGCCUGCUAUCGCCCAGCAACCUAUUACCUCACGCCAUGACUGCUCUGUCUGACCUGUUUUUAGGAAAUCACUAAUUCAUGCCCCGAAGUGUGAGUGGAGUGGAGAUGAGAAAAAGGCAGGCGGCACACAUCGAGCCCCCACCCCAGGUCCCUGGACAACCCCGACCCAACACCUGCUGCCUCUGUUGGUGUGGCUGCUGCAAAUGUCUCUGGAAUGAAGACAGAAUGGAGAGAAGUGAACGACAGUCUUGCAAGAUGGACAGUAUUGAAGCUGUCGACGAACAACACCCAAGCCUGGAUGAGGUCCUGUCGUGGGCACGGAGUUUUGAAAUGAUGCUGCGCUCACUGGAGGGCAGGGAGAUCUUCCGGGAGUUCCUGCGGUCAGAGUACAGUGAAGACAACCUGCUUUUCUGGAUGGCUUGUGAAGAGCUGAAGAAGGAGACAGAUCCCUCUGUGGUGGAUGAGAAAGCCAGGAUAAUAUACGAGGACUACGUCUCCAUAUUGUCUCCAAAAGAGGUAAGUUUAGACUCUCGGGUCAGAGAAGGAAUCAACCAGAGCUUGGCAGAGCCCUGUAACCUGAUGUACGAGGAGGCACAGCUCCAGAUCUACACGCUGAUGCACCGCGACUCCUUCCCUCGAUUCCUGAACUCCUCCGUUUACAGAGACCUCCUUGCCAACAGGAGGCGCACCUGCCUCGAAACCUAAAACUCUACCAUCAGUCUUCACCAUCCUCGCCAACAAAAAUACUACUUAACACGACAACAGUGGUGCCAGAAGUCGGGUUUGGAAAACAAAUUCUCCCUCUUUCUUGAUUGAAAAGACUGAAUGACAUAUGAGAUUGCUGGUUGCAUUUAUUUAUAUUUUUAAAAGAAAUUCUACCCAGUUGUUGGCUGGGGUCUGGCCGGCCUUUGCUUGUCAGCGAUUGGGCCGUGCCCGCGGUUGAUUCCGGCCAGUGAUUGUGUUGUGCCAUCGGCUCGGUCUGACUGAUGUGUCUGUGAAACUGACAGUUGUUGAACCGUUUACUUGAGUCAGUACGAGGAGAGAGAGAGAAUUACAACUGUACUGUAAUGUUUCAGGCUACUCUUCUUCUGUUUCUGUACUCCUCUCUCUCUCAUACCUCCUCAGCCCAAGUCGCUCUCCAUAUUAUGGUACUGCAUGAGGCUCUUUCUCUCUCUCUCUCUCUCUCUCUCUCUCUCUCUCUCUCUCUCUCUCUCUCUCUCUCUCUCUCUCUCUCUC
Messenger RNA from Synchiropus splendidus (mandarinfish), 1805 nucleotides. RefSeq names its product regulator of G protein signaling 17 (gene rgs17). The transcript has 6 exons. NCBI's taxonomy places the organism in Eukaryota, Metazoa, Chordata, Actinopteri, Syngnathiformes, Callionymidae. The record is from RefSeq and is a predicted model, not a curated record. Bases 648 to 1274 code for a protein of 208 amino acids.